Molecule: messenger RNA, 1588 nt
Organism: Neocloeon triangulifer
Lineage: Eukaryota; Metazoa; Arthropoda; Insecta; Ephemeroptera; Baetidae
Product: E3 ubiquitin-protein ligase Siah1-like
Exons: 4
Coding region: 373-1212 (279 amino acids)
Biological process (GO): proteasome-mediated ubiquitin-dependent protein catabolic process; multicellular organism development
Cellular component (GO): cytoplasm
Molecular function (GO): zinc ion binding; ubiquitin protein ligase activity; ubiquitin conjugating enzyme binding
Source: RefSeq, a predicted model, not a curated record
CCGAGUGCGCUUGUCGUGACGUGUUGGCCAAGUAUUGCAUUCGAUGCUUGCAACGCGAUACACGGAUUCGCGUUAAUUAUUAUGAAAUUACGGCAGCGAGACGUUGUUUGCAUGUAAAAUGGUGGAGUGAGAUUCCAAGAUUGGCGUCUGCAGAGACGAUUUUCUAAUGAUUCGGAUCGAGUAGGCCCGCGAACGAGGUCAAGUCAUGUCAGCGAAAAAAGGCCCAGAUGUCGUCGCACCAGCAACUUUCUACCAACCAUAACUUUGCGCCCUGAAUGUCCUGUUGCUGCCUUUGGUGGACCGAAAAGUCACGGCCGGUCGUAUGAGAGCGAGUGGCGUCAACUUCAGUCAGCCUUUUCGCACUCGACCUUCAUGAAAAAACGACCCGGCCCGUACCACCACAGCUCCUCCUGUGCCCACAAGAGAAACAAGAUGUCCUCGCUGGACGCGACCUGCACCGACCUGGCCAGUCUGCUCGAGUGCCCCGUGUGCUUCGACUACGUGCUUCCGCCCAUUCUGCAGUGCCAGAGCGGCCACCUGGUGUGCUCGAGCUGCCGGCCCAAGCUCAACUGCUGUCCGACGUGCCGCGGCCCGCUCGGCAACAUCCGCAACCUGGCCAUGGAGCAGGUGGCCAACACCCUCAAGUUCACGUGCAAGUACAACUCGAGCGGCUGCGCCCUGACCCUGACGUGCGCCGAGAAGACCGAGCACGAGGAGCAGUGCCAGUUCCGGCCGUACUCGUGCCCCUGUCCGGGCGCCUCUUGCAAGUGGCAGGGGCCCUUGGAGCAGGUCAUGCCCCACCUGCUGUCCGCACACAAGUCCAUAACCAACCUGACCGGCGAGGACAUCGUCUUCCUGGCCACCGACAUCAACCUGCCAGGUGCCGUGGAUUGGGUGAUGAUGCAGACCUGCUACGGCCACAACUUCAUGCUGAUCCUGGAAAAGCAGGAAAAGUACGAAGGGCACCCCCAAUUCUUUGCUGUGGUGCAAAUCAUCGGAUCUCCCAAGGAGGCGAAAAACUUUGCCUACAAGUUGGAGCUCAACGGAAGCAACAAGAGGAAGCUUACGUACGAAGCUUCGCCGCGGUCCAUCCACGAGGGCGUGGCGGCCGCGAUCAACGGCUCCGACUGCCUCAUCUUUGACCCGAGCAUUGCCAAGUUGUUCGCCGACCACGGCAAUCUUGGAAUCAACGUGACCAUUUCGCAAAUUUGACCGCCGCAAGACUAAAUUGCCAUUUUCAAAAUGGUCUCCCGAAUGAAUUAAAAGAAAGUUGUUGUUAAUGAAUUGGAAAGUAUUGAAUACUAAAACUGUUGAUUUUUGUAAUGAUUUCAGACAGAAUAAGUCAAAUUGAUAGAUUUUAUACUCUAUCCGCAGAAACUGUAGAUAUAUUUUAAACUUGAUCAGCCAGUGUGAUCUUCCGAAUGUGUGAAUUUACCACUUCUUGCGUUAUUAUUAUUAUCAGAAGAAACGUUUGGGAAUAGCCCCAAUUUCAUGAAUUGUGCCAUUUGGUUGGAAUGGGACGAUUUCGAUUGCAAUUUGAAUGAUGCAUACAGAUAAAAACGUAAUAAAUAAAAUGAUAUAAUUCAAA